Molecule: messenger RNA, 2871 nt
Organism: Teleopsis dalmanni
Lineage: Eukaryota; Metazoa; Arthropoda; Insecta; Diptera; Diopsidae
Exons: 5
Coding region: 154-2778 (874 amino acids)
Source: RefSeq, a predicted model, not a curated record
AACUAUAUGCGUUAGUGAAAAUGUGAGACUGUGUCUAGAAAUAUUGCCAAAAUCGAACCAGUGUAGAAACAGAGUAACCAAGUCUUUGGUUGCCUUAUGGAGGAAAUAUAUUUUAAAACUAUGUAACGACGUAAAAGUGAAUUAUUUGAAAAUAUGUCACAUAUAAACGAUUUUGGUACAUCGGAAAUGCGUCCGCUUUUGUGUACCUAUGACAACGAUGAUAAUAAUGAAAGCAGUACAAAUAUCAGUUUUAUGCCUAAAACGGAAGGAACGGAUGCGGAAAGCAAUAGAGAUAUUAAUAAAAAUAUUUUAGAGGCUUUAGACUUACGAAAGAGUUGGAAACAAUAUACCAGCAGGCGAUACACAAAGUCCAAUAAGUUUUCUAGUUGGACUUGUCGAUUGAUGAGACGAAAACAUAUAUUCGCCAUUUUUGGUUUACUACUAUUAAUUUUGUACAUACAUAUAACUCUAUCUAAAGAUAGUUAUGAUGCGGAUAAAGUUCCAGUCCUACAUUAUUCGCAUGUACCUGGCAUGAAAGAAGCAAAAAACCUCACCGCUACGCCGCAAAAGCACAAAGCGCAGUCAUCCUUCGAUCCUUCGAACUCAACAGAAUACCAACAGUUAUUGAAAAUAGUUAAAGCUGUCAAUAAGACUCCAACACAUACAGCGGCAUCGGCCAAGACGGCCAAGACGGCCAAGACGGCGACUGCUAGUGUUUAUGCUGAUGCUGAUGCUGGUGCUGUAACUGCUGUUACCGGUACAGCUUCUGUUAAAGUUGCUUCUGCUGUUCACAGCACUGACGUUUUAAAUAAUCAAAAAUUGUAUUCUUUUAAUUCUUCCUUUUACACUACGCUUAACUCAUCUCUACCAAUAUCUCUACCAACACCUUCCGACAUCACCAUCGCCAUCACCACCAACACAAACGUACUUAAUGCAUCCCUAACGCCACCCAAAGGGUAUUUGGUUUGGAGUGAACGUUGUAAAAUGCCAAAUAUCGAUCCUUACCUACCUGAAGUCAUGAAAUACUUUAAACGCGAAAAAUUUAAGCCUUGCUCCAAAACUAAGCCCCUCACUCGUGUGGAUUAUAACGCGACUUCCAAACGAUACGUGCUGCAAGUUAUCAAGGAGCAUAUUAGCGAAUACAGUACAACUGGUAAUUUGGACUGUUGCUACCAGGUCAUAGAAAGAAAUUAUACUGGGAUAGAUGCAGAUAAGGAAGUAAGUUUAAGUGAAUGCAUAAGUUUUAAGAAAAAAACGAGUUUGGCAUCAACUGUAGACAAUAUUUUAGUGAAAUGUCGAGUAAAAAAGAGCUUGGCAUAUAUAAAUGGUCAUGCUAUGAUGCCGGAGCGUAAGGAAUUACGAGAACGUCUAGAUACUUGGAAAUUGAGUGAUAACAAAACGAAUCACAAAGCCACAAGUCUACUGAUACUCGGUAUAGAUAGUAUAUCUCGGAUUAACUUAAUACGUGCCAUGCCUAAGACUGCCCAAUAUCUAUACGACAAUGAAUGGUUCGAAAUGAGCGGCUAUAAUAAGAUGGAUGAUAAUACUUUUCCUAAUUUAAUGGCUGUGUUAACGGGGCAAAACAAGGCGAAUGCCUCUCGUAAAUGUGCGCCUACAAAAUUAUAUGGCCUGAACAAUUGCAGUUUAAUUUGGAAUACAUUUCGAGAUCAUGGUUAUGUUACAGCCUAUGCAGAAGAUGAAACAUCUAUAAAUACAUUUAAUUAUCUAAAAUUAGGUUUUGUUGAUCCUCCAGUAGAUUUUUAUUUAAGACCAUUUCUGCUCAGUGCAGAAAAAAACUUACGCAUACAACGAAAAUCUAAUCUUAUCUAUUGUUUGGGCCAUCAGCAUUCAGCUUCAUUUGUUUACGACUAUGCGAUUGAGUUAGCAAAACGUUUUAAAAAUGAUCCAUUUUUCGGGUUAUUCUGGACCAAUACAUUUAGUCACAAUGCUAUAAGUGAUCCUUCGUCCAUGGAUGGAAAAGUGGUGGAAUAUUUGGAAAAGUUUUCAUCUUUGGGCACACUACAAAAUACCAUAAUAAUAUUCUUCAGUGAUCAUGGUAUGCGAUUUGGGCCAACAAGGAAAACGCUUUCAGGUCAUCUGGAGGAACGUUUACCGUUUCUGUUUUUAUGGCUGCCACAACAUCUAAAACAAAAACAUCCAGAGUUUGUGAAUGCACUUAGUGUUAAUAAGAAUCGUUUAACAAACCCUUACGAUCUUCAUAUGACUUUAAAGAAUGUGCUCUCCAUGAGUGGACGUGUAGAUAACAAAGAAUUACUGUCACCUGCAGAAGAUUGUCCUCGGUGCCAAUCUCUUUUAGCACCAGUACCGCACAAUCGUUCUUGUGAUGAAAUAGCAAUUGAAGAUCAUUGGUGUACUUGUAUACCAUAUCAAAGUAUUUACAAAAACUCCAAAACUGUGCUAAAAUUAGCUAAAUCCACUGUUUCGUAUAUAAAUAAUUAUGUGUCCAGUUUUCGGAAUGGUUCAUUCGCGAGUAUGUGCUUACCGUUAAAGUUCGGCAAUGUUGAAAAUGCAUAUCGUGCCCAGCAGGGAGCGUCAUUUGAUAGUGGCAAUAGCUCUGAAGAAACGUAUCGCAUUAUAUUUUAUACAAAACCGAAUAAGGCGUUAUUUGAAGCUACUGUACGCUAUAACCCAUAUACUGAACAUUUUGCGGUGACUGGAGAAAUAAGCCGGCUUAACUCCUACAGCUCUGAUUCUGAGUGUGUAGAGGAUGGAGGUGCCAAAAAAUAUUGCUCAUGUCGAAAGAAAAAGUUUUUCUAGCACAAAGUACCGAGAGUUCAUCAACAAAAAUCAGUACAGCACAAAAAUAACGCACCAAAAGACCAAAAAUAUAUGACGACAUAACAAUCGCAA